Molecule: messenger RNA, 237 nt
Organism: Penicillium vulpinum
Lineage: Eukaryota; Fungi; Ascomycota; Eurotiomycetes; Eurotiales; Aspergillaceae
Exons: 1
Coding region: 1-237 (78 amino acids)
Source: RefSeq, a predicted model, not a curated record
AUGGACAUGAACGGCUUCCCGUAUCUUGUGAAUAUGAACCGUACUGGCACCGAUGACUUGUGUGCCCGGAUAUUGCCGGCCCAUACCUCUGUCAAUUGGCGCUCUGGGCUCCUCGAUGCCAGCAGGGCCCGCCCUUCGUUCUGUGAUCGGCCAGUUGUGUGGCACCCAGGCUCCUGUCAGAGAGUGAAUGUGAUACUUGCGCCAAUGGAAAUGGUCCGUUUGACUAUUGCCGUGUAG